This is a messenger RNA of Fusarium fujikuroi IMI 58289, 399 nucleotides long. RefSeq lists its product as uncharacterized. The coding region runs from base 1 to 399 and encodes 132 amino acids. The transcript is spliced from 2 exons. The record is from RefSeq and is a predicted model, not a curated record. Lineage: Eukaryota; Fungi; Ascomycota; Sordariomycetes; Hypocreales; Nectriaceae.
AUGGGACAGACAGACAUCACCAACAUCUACUCCCGUGGAGAAAACGGCCUUCCCGCUUUCUACGUCGUCGUCCAAUUCAUCCCCCUUCCCGCAGGCCAUGUCUUUGUUGGUGGUGAAGCCAGAGACGAGAAGCCUUUUGUUCGACUGGUUAUCCAGCACAUGGCUGUUCACAGUCAUGAAGGUGUUCAUAUGGAUGAUUUCCCUAAACAGUUCAGCGAUUACAUCAACGCUACGAUCAAGCCAUUCAUCGCUGAUAAAGGCUACGACUGGGAGAUCACGGUCACUGAUACUCAACGCGAGUUCUGGAGGUUCAAUGGAAUUGCGCCGCCUGCUUGGAGGAGUGAAGCUGAGAGGGUUUGGGCUCGAGAUGGUCGCCCUUCGGAAUGGGAGGAGAAAUAA